UGUAUUCUAUAAUAAAGCUCAUUUCCUCUGAUGUUUGCUGGCGGACGGAUGGCGGGCCUGUGCUGGGGGGCCGUGUCUCUGGGCCUGUUGCUGUCUGUUGGGAAUAUUUGGGCUCAUUUUCCAAGACCAGACGAGGCCCAAAUUGCAGAAAUCGUCAAUGACCUCUGGAACAGGUAUCAACCGUCCUACAUCUCAAGAUUCAAGGAGGAAUUGAACGAUGAACAAGCUCAAUGCAGAUACCCCAUGUUCAGUCUGGCUGUGAGGAUCCCGUACGACCACGGCGUGCAACGGUACGACGUCAGCCGAGUCGCCGACCGCCCCGAUGACGUGAGGAAAGCGAUCGUAGGAUGUGACGUCUACGCGAGCGAGACGAUGGUCGCUGCCACGGUUUUGAAGUGGCCGAAUGUUCUGGAUCAGUGUCCUGAUGCACGGGUACCAUGGAAGGGAGUUCUCCUUCGAUGUGGGAUUUUGACAUGUGGCAGGGGUAUGACGUGGGCCGAGGUCCAGAGAGAAUGCCCUGGGGCAGUUCGUGACGGAAGAGCCAAUCACGCAGAGUCCCGCGUUGUGGACAACUUCAACACCUUGAUGGUUAAUCGCAACAAAGAUGAUUUCUUGCUUUUCUACGUUCUUGCUUCCCCGUGUGAUCAGAAAUGUGCUUCCGAGACGAGUCGUUUUAGCAUUUUGGAAAAAAUCAAUGUGAUUACGGAAUGGACAAACUACGCUGUUGUGUUUUCCGACUUGUUUAAGCCUAAAAAUGGAAAAGCGCCACCCGAGUGCAAACUCGAAAGAGCCCUCCAGCUGCUCGGGAAUCAGAUCGGGCUGCAGAACAUCUUCCGGUGCGACGGCUCGGUGCCGUGCACGAGAUGCGACAGCGGCGAUGAUGUCACGCCCUUCUGUUACAGCGACGACCCACGACACGCUCCCAAGGCUAUUUCCAAAGCCGCCCCUCAAAGAUGGGUACAAACACUCACACAAAUCUUUAAGUAUCUGAGAUACUCAGGUUGAUAAGGGACUGCUGUCCAGCGCCGUGGCUGAUGACACCUGAUGAAGGUUCCCUCCUCACAAAGGUUCCUCCAGCUGCGUCAUGGAGGCCUCUAGUAACCAGUGCAAGCGCACAACUUUAAUGCUUUGUGAGACACACAGGGGGUUUUAAUGUGGUUUCAGACUACAGAUAGAAAGUGAGUGUGAUGUAAACGGAGCUCAGUGUUUACUCGUGUCCCUCCCUCCCUGAAGUGUUGUUGAAUCCUCCGGUCUUCUGCUCUUUCUGAUUAAAGCUCGGCUCAGCAUCA
This is a messenger RNA of Gasterosteus aculeatus aculeatus (three-spined stickleback), 1289 nucleotides long. The record is from RefSeq and is a predicted model, not a curated record. Lineage: Eukaryota; Metazoa; Chordata; Actinopteri; Perciformes; Gasterosteidae.